Molecule: messenger RNA, 2742 nt
Organism: Suillus bovinus
Lineage: Eukaryota; Fungi; Basidiomycota; Agaricomycetes; Boletales; Suillaceae
Exons: 10
Biological process (GO): transmembrane transport
Molecular function (GO): transmembrane transporter activity
Source: RefSeq, a predicted model, not a curated record
GGUACUCGUACUCCCCGUCGCGUGCAAUGGGCAAGCACAGAUCACGUCCACGAACCGGAACCAGUCAAUCCACACGCACUAGACGAGAUGGCUCAAGACCCAAACGCGUUUGAAACGCUCAAAGACGCACUUGAGCGCCACCGUUCAUCCCACACAAACUCCCCAUCCACUCAAGUCAUUCCCCCUACCAUAGACGUACAUACCUAUCCCCCAAGCACACCUUCAUCCCUGCCUACAUCCCCUACCUCAUGUACACCGUUUAUCCCACGCCGCACACACGCCCUCCCAGGCGAAGUCUUCAUCGACCCCCUAGAAAGCGCUGGUCUCCCCCUCUCUUCAAGGCAACCAAGCGGAGGCUCUGAAAUCCCAGCAGACGGCCAUGUCGAACACCUCACUGCGCGCGAAGCAGCAGGUGUCGUCAGGGCGCACACGAAACGAUGGAAUAUCCUUGGUCAUCGUCACCGCUCAAAAUCACGAUCACGAGUCUCAGUCGUAGAACAAGACUCCGAAAAAGAGAAUCGUGAUACAAACGUCGAAGCCAAAGAGGAGAAACAACAUCCAACUCCGCAACAACCUUCCAAGAAAUCAUGGUGGCAUUUCCACACUCCCCCUUCACCGAAACUAGGCUCUGGCGUGUUGAGUGCGUUGUUGGCGCUCUAUGGCAACGAAAACGACGAGCACGAUCCCUCACAUAGCGAAGACGAAUCAGACCUCUCCAAUCCCGAUCGUCCGUGGGUCUCCCACUCCUCCGAGCCCAAGUCCAAACACAAAAAAUCUCCCUACCAAACUCUAAACCAAACACUCCACUCCGCUUCAAGCAGCACCGCCUCCCUCAUCACCUCCCUCAAACCCAAAGACAAAGGCCCCUCAAGUAUGGCCGCGCUCAUUACGGGUGCGGGGACGUUGAGCGGUGCUGCUGCGCCUAUGCAGUUGGAGUUAGCGCCUGACUUGAAGAUGAAGAAGGGGUACGGGCUUGUUAGGUAUCGGUUCGAAGAUGGCUUGGAGGAUGAGGGGGCUAAGGAAAGGAAUGUGGAAGGAAGCGGAAGACAACGAACAUCAGCACCUCCACGUCUCAGCCUCCGUCUUCCCCAUACACUUGCUCCUCCAACGACCGCGACUACUUCUAGGUCUACUCCUACUUCUACCCCCUCCGAAUCAACUCCACCAACCCUCCCCCUCCCUUCUACCAAGAAACCAAAGUCGAAACGCUGGAAAGGGGUCCUGAAGGAACUCCCACUUCCACACCACUUGCCCACUGGGCAUUUAAAGGGGUUUUCGUUGAGUAUACCCGGGACGCCUUUAAGGCAUCCUUGGAUAGACGAGCAGAAGGAGAGGGAUAGAAAGGAGAGAAAGGAGAAGGAGAAAAAGGAGAAAGCGAGGAGGCGGAAGAGGAAAAGAGCAGAGGUUUAUAUAACCCGACACGUAGCAGCCAUCCUCCAACGGCAAGAAUUCAUCCUCAAAUUAACCCGUGCAAUGAUGAUGUUCGGGGGUCCCUCGCACAGACUCGUCGCGCAGAUCCAAAGCACAGCACGUGUCCUCGAGCUCGAGAUGAGCUGUAUGUACCUCCCUGACGUCAUGUGGAUCAGCUUCGAAGACAAUGCGACGGGGACAAGUAAUGUCAAGUUUAUCAGGCAGGGGAGUGCGUUAGAUGUGGGGAAGCUGGGGGAGGCACAUGGGUUGUAUUGGGAUGUCAUCCACGACACCAUCUCUGUAUCCUCGGCCAGCGCCGCCCUUGACACCCUGAUGCGCAGAAAGCCGACAUAUUCCUUCCCCCAACUCGUAUUCUUAGGUGGGAUGUGCAGCAGCAGCAUCUGCAGCGUGAGCUUCAACGGCAGCUUCAUCGAUUCCCUCAUCUCCUUCCCCCUCGGCUCAGUCCUUGUCGCCAUUCAGCUCCUCAGCGUCCGCAAUGAGUUGUAUGGGAACGUUUUUGAAAUAACGGUUGCUACGCUUCUGAGCUUUGUGAGCGCUGCGCUUGCUAGUACGAGGAGAGUUUGUUAUGAGGCUGUUGCUAGUAGCAGUGUGGUUUUGAUUUUACCUGGCUUCAUAGUCCUAAACGGUUCCCUCGAACUCUCCUCCCGCUCCCUAGUAGCAGGCUCCGUCCGUCUCUGCUAUGCCCUCGUGUACAGCCUCUUCCUCGGCUUCGGGCUCGCCAUCGGAGCUGAGCUCUACCAAACAAUGCUCGGAAAACCUCUGCUGGGAGGCGUAGAUUACAUGUGUGUUGCAAGCCAUGAUCCCAAAGGCGGGUGGUGGCAGCGCACCCCGAGUUUGUGGUGGGCGUUCCUAAGUGUGCCGUGUUACAGUCUGUUUUUGAGUUUGAGGUUUGGGGCUGUUGUUGGGAGGAGGGAGUUGUUCCUCCUAGUCGCCAUCUCGUGCAUCGGAUGGGUGACGAACCACUUUGUGGGCACCAAGUUCCCAAACCAGAGUGAUAUAUCAGCCGCUGUUGGGGCGUUUGCUGUGGGACUGGUGUCGAAUCUUUAUGGGAGGGUUUUCGCGGGGAAUGCAUUUGUCGUUAUGAUCACAGGCAUACUCUUCCAACUCCCGUCAGGCCUGGGAAACGGCGGACUAUUCAGCUUUGUCGUCGAUCAAACCUCAGGGUCGAGUACCUCCUACCUAAGCGGGUUCAACACGGCGCUCCAGUUGAUCAGCACGAGUAUCGGAUUGACUGUGGGUCUUGGAAUCAGUUUGGUACUCGUUCAUCCUGUCCAAAGUAGGAGGAGGGCCGCGGGGGUGUUUAGUUUGUAG